Vicia faba (fava bean) is the source of this 1728-nucleotide messenger RNA. NCBI's taxonomy places the organism in Eukaryota, Viridiplantae, Streptophyta, Magnoliopsida, Fabales, Fabaceae. The record is from the annotation of a GenBank genome assembly.
AUGGGGAACUCUUGUGUUGGUCCUAGCAUUUCAAAGAAUGGUAUUAUUCAAUCGUUUUCGGCUGCGAUUUGGCGUACUCACUUACCUGAACCUGAAGGAUCAGUGGCGAAUAGAGGUUCUGUAAAUGAUGUAGCAACUGAUAAUGAACCCGAAUCUCCGUUGCGUGUCCAAAACAAACCUCCUGAGCAGAUAACUAUACCGAACACCGAAUCCGAAAAGGAACCUGAAAAGGAAAAGAAGAAAGAAAGGAAACCUUCUGUGAAGAGAAGUUCUAGUGCUGGACUUCGUGUUGAUUCCGUGUUGCAGAGAGAAACUGGUAAUUUCAAGGACUUUUUUAGUCUAGGGAAAAAACUCGGACAAGGUCAGUUUGGGGUGACAUUCUUGUGUAUUGAGAAAGAAACCGGGCGGCAGUAUGCUUGUAAAUCUAUUGCCAAGAGGAAGCUUGUGACCGAUGAUGAUGUUGAGGAUGUGAGAAGGGAAAUUCAGAUAAUGCACCAUUUGGCUGGACAUCGUAAUGUUAUAUCCAUCAAAGGUGCUUAUGAGGAUGCAGUGGCUGUUCAUGUUGUCAUGGAAUUGUGUGCAGGUGGUGAGCUUUUUGAUCGGAUUAUUCAGCGUGGACAUUAUACCGAAAGAAAGGCUGCUGAACUUAUCAGGACUAUUGUUGGGGUUGUUGAAGCUUGUCAUUCUCUUGGUGUCAUGCAUAGAGACCUUAAACCUGAGAAUUUUCUAUUCGUCAAUCAGCAAGAAGAUUCGCUACUCAAAACUAUUGACUUUGGAUUGUCCGUGUUCUUUAAGCCAGGUGAUACAUUUAUCGAUGUGGUUGGUAGUCCAUAUUAUGUUGCCCCAGAAGUUUUGAAAAAACGUUACGGUCCUGAAGCAGAUGUUUGGAGUGCUGGUGUUAUCCUUUACAUUCUUUUGAGUGGAGUACCUCCAUUUUGGGCUGAAAAUGAACAAGGCAUAUUCGAACAGGUUUUGCACGGUGAUCUUGACUUCGCUUCAGAUCCAUGGCCUGCAAUUUCUGAAAGUGCAAAAGAUUUAGUAAGGAAAAUGCUUGUUCGUGACCCUAGAAGACGGAUGACUGCGUAUCAAGUAUUAUGUCAUCCUUGGGUUCAAGUUGAUGGUGUAGCUCCUGACAAACCACUUGAUUCCGCCGUAUUAAGUCGCUUGAAGCAAUUUUCUGCUAUGAACAAGCUUAAGAAAAUGGCUCUUAUAGUCAUUGCAGAGAGCUUAUCAGAAGAAGAAUUAGCUGGCUUAAAAGAAAUGUUCAAGAUGUUAGACACAGAUAACAGCGGUCAAAUUACUUUUGAAGAACUUAAAGUCGGUUUGAAAAAAGUUGGUGCAAAUCUUAAGGAGUCUGAAAUUUAUGAUUUAAUGCAAGCGGCUGAUAUAGAUAACAGUGGAACGAUUGAUUACGGUGAGUUCAUUGCGGCAACAUUGCAUCUUAACAAAGUUGAAAGAGAAGAUCAUCUAUUUGCAGCUUUUUCUUACUUUGAUAAAGAUGGAAGUGGCUAUAUUACUCAAGAAGAACUUCAACAAGCGUGUGACGAGUUUGGCAUAAAAGAUGUUGGGUUGGACGAGAUAAUCAAGGAAAUUGAUGAAGAUAAUGACGGGCGCAUAGAUUAUAACGAGUUUGUGGCUAUGAUGCAGAAAGGAAAUGUUCCCAUGGUUGGUAAGAAAGGCCUUGAAAAUAACUUCAGCAUUCGUUUCAAGGAAGCAUUAAAAUUGUAG